GGGGCAGGAAGAACGAACUCGACUUGAGUUCUGCGGAACCAGCUUCAAGUUUCUGCUUUUCGGUGGUGGUGUCCGGGGUUCCAUCCACGACGGAGCGGUCCUCGGAACCGCCGGAAGUCGCUCAAAGGGGAGACAGGAAGUCCCACCCCUUCCUCCCAAAGGGAAGACGGUGAGCCGGAGGAGUCAGUCAGAGGGGCGAGCAGGAGCGAUUCCGUCGGCAAACAGAUUAUGUGUGUCAAGUGAGCCACCUGCGACACAAGAAACAUCUUCAGCACUUUAUUAAUAAUGGAUUCUGAGAAUAAACUUGAGAACGAUGAGGGUGAAAAUGUAAAGAAAGAACCAGAAGACUUGAGAAACAGUCCAUCCCCAAAGGAAGACUGUGGGCUCGUUUCUGAUCAGAGAGCAACUUCCUCUGGGAAUUUUACAAGCAAGAGAGGUUUUCCAGAUUCUUCCCACUUGGACAGUGUCAUCGUGGAGGAGGGCGGACAUGGGCAUGCUUCCAAAAGAAUGAAAUUAGAGGAGGCAGAACCCCUUACGUCUGAAGAGCAGGGCACUCCUGUGGUAGAGCCUGCCGAGCGCACGGUCCCAGACGUGGGUGUCCCGCCAGCCAGGAUGGCACAGGAGCCCCUCCUGAAUGCCUGUGCGGAGGGAGGCGGGGGUCUUCCUGGUGCCUUUUCCUCUGGUGAUUUAAGUGCUGUGGAUGCUGUUUCUUUGAAAACAGACACUGAAAAAAAGCCUGUGCAGGAGAUGGUUUCCCUGGAUGCAGAAAGAGAAUCCCCUUCUCCCCUGAAAGAAGUGAGUGUUGGUUGUGCUGUUGUAGCUGUAGACAGAGUUCCCAAGUGCAGCAGAUGUGGCCGUUUGUCCUCCUCUCUUUCUGAUUUGGAAAAACAUGCUGACUGUCACAGACCACCAUCUAAGGAACAUACCUGCUGCCAGUGUAGCCACCAAGCAGAGAGCAGCUCUGCUGUGCACCUGCACUCCAGACACACACAUGGGCCCCAGAAGGUCUUUUCCUGUGAUCUUUGUGGCUUUCACUGUGUGGAGGAAAACCUGCUGGAUGCACAUUAUCUUGGCAAGACACAUCUCCGGCGCCAGAACCUUGCUGCUCGUGGAGGCUUUGUGCAGAUCUUAACGAAACAGCCGUUUCCUAAGAAAACGUGUACGAUGGGGACAAAGACUGUUCGAGCAAAAGCAAGAGCUUCUAAACCAAUGACAAAGAGUAGUGAUUCAAAAGGGUUCCGGAAUGUUGGGAGCAAGUUUAAAGAUUUCAGAGGAAACAUUUCUAAACAGAGUGGCAGCAGUAGUGAGCUUCUUGUUGAAAUGAUGCCCUCCAGAAACACUUUGUCAGACAAAGUAGAGAUCAUUGAAGGAAACAUGCCUUCCCUUGGUAUAACUCGAAAUCCUGAAAACCAGAGCAAGAAACUAGGAGGCUUAGUAACCUCAGAGAGUCUCUUAGGUAAAUUGGAAUCUACCAGAAACACUCUACAGACAGCACAUAAUAUCAGUACAGCCUCAAGGCCAAGACCCGACCGAAAUGUUCUAGUGCUGGGUAGCAGCUUUCGACGACGCAGUGGCACUUUCAGCUUGAAGGGUCAGGCAAAGAAAAGGUUUAAUAUCUUAGGAAUUAAUAAAAGAGGUGCAAAUGAGACUCAGAGGAUGUAUGCAAGACACUUUAAAACACAGACGAAAACAAAUGAUGCAGAGUCAGUUCUCAAACACGUGGAUAUGAGCGACAGUGUCCAGAAUCUGUGUGUGACUACCUCAGCCCCCCAGGAACUGACACAGGACAAGAGGGACUCCCCUCUCUUGGGUCCCAUGCAGCUGGACUCCCUGACAGUGAGACCAGCCUCUGACUGUCAUGGGUCUACUUGUGCAGACUGUGGUCAGAUAGCCGCAAACAGGACAGACUUGGAAAUCCAUGUGAAAAGGUGCCACGCCAGAGAGACAACAGACUGCUGCCAGGCAUGUGACUUUUCCAGUGUGUCGAGGAGGGACUUCGAUGAACACUUGCACAAGAGCCAGCAUCAGCAAACUGCUUCUGUCCUCAGUUGUCAAUGUUGUUCAUUUGUUUCCUCUGCUGAAAUAAAUCUUAGAGAGCAUAUGAAGGACAAGCACAGCAUGAGUUUUUUUUGUACCCCUUGUAAUCUGUUCUUCUUGUCCGAGAAAGACUUGGAGGAACACAGAGCAACUGAGAAACAUAUGAGUUUGUUGGUUCAACGAAAGACUUCUCAGUCAUUUAACAAUGAUACGGUUUUACAGACUUUAAGUACAUUAGAAUCAGAAAACACGAAAGGUCGUUUGAAUGAGUCAGGAAAAGCAGCUCAGGAAGAACCUGUCAAAUCCAGGGUAAGCCAUGGAAAUGAAGUUAGGCAUUCAAGUAAGCCUCAGUUUCAGUGUAAGAAGUGUUUUUAUAAAACCAGAUCGUCCACUGUUCUCACAAGACACAUUAAACUUCGGCAUGGUCAAGACUAUCACUUUCUUUGUAAAGCAUGUAAUCUUUACUCCUUGAGCAAAGAGGGAAUGGAGAAGCACAUUAAACGAAGCAAGCAUCUUGAAAAUGCUAAGAAGAAUAAUAUUGGCUUAAGCUUUGAAGAAUGUAUUGAAAGGAUAUGUAUAGGUGCGAAUGAUAGAAAAGAAGAGUGUAGUGUUUCUGGAAACGGGAGGACUGAAGGCCACGUGGGUGUGCCAUCACAGGAACACCCGCAUCUUGAGAAGGGCACGUUGACUCCUAGGGAGCUCUCACAGCCCAGUGUCAUCACCAAAGACGACGAUUUCACUUUGACCACCACUCCAAGAAGAGGGAGACCCAAAGGUAACGUCUCGCGGACAUGCACACACUGUGGUCUUUUGGCCUCUAGUAUUACCAAUUUGACUGUCCACAUUAGACGAAAGCACAGUCACCAGUAUAGUUACUUAUGCAAAGUGUGCAAGUAUUAUACUGUAACUAAGGGAGAUAUGGAACGUCAUUGUGCCACCAAGAAGCAUAAAGGACGAGUAGAAAUAGAAGCCAAUGGAAAGCAAAGUUCAGAUAUCAUCGUUGGUCCUGAAGGGAGUCAUCUUGAACCCUGCAAAAAGAACACCACUUCAGCAGUGACGACUUCAGACGAGCAGGCUAGUAAGUCAGCUGAGGCAGAGAACUCUGUUUUAGAAAAGCCAGGAGAUCAUGGAAAUGCAAAUGAGGUUGAAGUUGAAAGUGAAUUUCAUUCUUUAGAUGAGGAAGCUAUUGACAAGAGGGGACAAAUAUCUUUAGAGCCAGAAGACUCUCUCCAUCAGGGGGAUGUUACAGGUACAAGUGAUAACAAAUGUCUACACUGUGAGUUCAGUGCUCACUCUUCGGCUUCUCUCGAGUUGCAUGUAAAACGGAAACAUACAAAAGAGUUUGAGUUUUAUUGCAUGGCAUGCGAUUACUAUGCAGUAACUCGUAGAGAGAUGACAAGGCAUGCAGCCACCGAGAAGCACAAGAUGAAAAGGCAGUCCUAUCUCAGCGCUUCUCAUGUGGACGCAGGUUCUGCAGAAGUGUCCAAAAAUAUCACCGUGCCAGAAGAGGAGCCUCAGCAAAACGCUGAGGAAUUUCAGUUAAUCUCACACCAGUCAUCUGAUGCUCUGAAAUCCGGAAGUGGUGCUGGUGGCCCUGUUUUAGAUGAGAAUACUGAUUUAGACAUGUCUAAAGUGCUCUGUGCUCCUGACUCUGUGGAUAUGGAGGCUGAGGGAGGGUCUGACUUCAGUGAAGACCAUUCCUUUUGUCAGGCUUUCCAACAGCCCCUUGACAAGAGUAAAGUGGUGAAACCCGAGGAGAUGGUUUCCCUUAAUAUUUCUUCCAAUUUUGAUUCUCCAAGCAGAUUUCAAGAUGAAAAUUCAGGAAGCUCUGUUUUGAAUUGUGAGACAGCAAAGAAAAAGCAUGAAAUGCUGAAUGAUGUUGGUGAUGCAAAUAUGCAUUGUGAGGUUGAUGGUGGAAGUACGGGAGAUAGUGGAGGCCAAGUCCUUCCCAAACACCUGAGUCCUGGAGUUCUGGAUGGGGUGCACUCGGCUGAGAGCCCUACCCCUGUUAUGAUGAGUGUUACAAGAGAACAGCGUACGCUGGAUGGCAGUGGCCAAGACACGGUUGGGUGUGCACAUAGUUUGGAGGAUUUGAAAGGUGUACAAGAAAAUCCUGUUCUGGAGAAUAAGGGAGUUCUGAUGAAUUCCCAGCAUGAAGCUGAAAUUGUUUUGGAAGAAGAUGGCCCCGCUUCUGAUGGCACAGUUGAAAGUAGUGAUGUUUAUGAAACUGUAAUCAGUAUUGAUGAUAAAGGGCAGGCCUUGUACAGUUUUGGCCGGUUCGAUUCUUCCAUAGUACGAAUAAAGAACCCUGAAGAUGGUGAAUUGAUAGAUCAGUCUGAGGAGGGUCUGGUAGCAGCAGGGGUGAGGAUCAGCGAGCUGCCCUUGAAAGACUGUGCUCACGGCCUGAAAAGGAAGAAGCCUGAAGGCAGUUCCUUUGGCGAGUCCACACGGAUUCGUUGCGAUGAUUGUGGCUUCUUAGCAGAUGGACUGAGUGGACUGAAUGUCCACAUAGCCAUGAAGCAUCCUACAAAAGAGAAACACUUUCAUUGUUUACUGUGUGGAAAGUCAUUCUACACAGAAAGCAACCUUCAUCAGCAUUUGGCUAGUGCUGGUCAUAUGAGAAAUGAACAGGCUAGUGUUGAAGAGCUCCCAGAGGGAGGGGCCACCUUUAAAUGUGUCAAGUGUACAGAGCCCUUUGAUUCUGAACAGAAUUUAUUUCUACAUAUUAAAGGACAGCAUGAGGAAUUGCUACGGGAAGUGAAUAAGUAUAUUGUGGAAGACACUGAGCAGAUCAACCGUGAGAGAGAGGAAAACCAGGGGAAUGUUUGCAAGUAUUGUGGAAAGAUGUGUCGAAGUAGCAAUUCAAUGGCAUUCCUGGCACACAUUCGCACCCACACAGGAUCGAAACCAUUCAAGUGCAAGAUAUGCCAUUUUGCAACAGCUCAGCUUGGAGAUGCCAGAAACCACGUGAAGAGGCACCUUGGGAUGAGGGAAUACAAGUGUCACAUCUGUGGGGUUGCAUUUGUAAUGAAGAAGCAUUUAAAUACGCAUCUACUAGGCAAACAUGGAGUUGGCACCCCAAAAGAAAGGAAAUUUACAUGCCACUUAUGUGAUAGGAGCUUCACGGAGAAGUGGGCCCUCAACAACCACAUGAAGCUCCACACAGGAGAAAAGCCGUUUAAGUGCAGCUGGCCCACGUGCCACUACUCAUUCCUCACGGCCUCGGCCAUGAAAGACCACUACAGGACGCACACAGGCGAGAAGUCGUUUCUAUGUGACCUCUGCGGCUUUGCCGGUGGGACCCGGCACGCCCUCACCAAGCACCGCCGGCAGCACACAGGAGAAAAACCUUUCAAGUGUGAUGAGUGUAACUUUGCUUCCACAACCCAGUCCCAUUUGACGCGACAUAAGCGUGUGCACACUGGAGAAAAGCCGUACAGAUGCCCCUGGUGUGACUACAGGUCAAACUGUGCUGAAAACAUCCGCAAGCACAUUUUACACACUGGCAAACAUGAAGGGGUCAAGAUGUACAACUGCCCCAAAUGCGACUACGGCACCAAUGUCCCUGUGGAAUUCCGAAACCACUUGAAGGAACAGCAUCCUGAUAUCGAAAACCCUGAUCUCGCCUACCUGCAUGCUGGCAUUGUUUCCAAGUCCUACGAGUGCCGCCUGAAGGGACAGGGAGCCACCUUCGUGGAGACGGACAGCCCCUUCACGGCGGCCGCGCUGGCAGAGGAGUCGCCCGUCAAAGAGAAGUCCCUGCGGAGCAGCAAGAGGCAGGCGCAGCCUCCGGAGCAGGUGCAGCAGGUCAUCAUCAUCCAGGGCUACGACGGGGACUUCGCCCUGGACGCCUCUGUGGAGGAGACGGCCGCGGCCACCCUGCAGACCCUGGCAAUGGCCGGCCAGGUGGCCAGGGUGGUGCACAUCACGGAGGACGGGCAGGUCAUUGCCACGAGUCAGAACGCGGCCCACGUCGGCAGCGUGGUGCCCGGGCCCAUCCUCCCUGAGCAGCUGGCCGAGGGAGCCACCCAGGUGGUGGUCGUGGGGGGCUCGAUGGAGGGCCGCGGUGUGGAGGAGGCCCUGGGCCCCGGAGGGGCUGUGAUCCAGCAGGUCACCAAGCAGGAGGUCUUCAGUCUUUCCGAGGCCGGGACGCCCGAUGCCGCUUCUGCCUUGGAUGCCUUGCUCUGUGCCGUCACCGAGCUGGGGGAGGCGGAGGGCAGGGCAGGGAGCGAGGAGGAGCGGGGCCGGCCGGGCCACAAAGACGUGCUCAUCCAGCUGCCCUGCCAGGACGCCGCCGAGCCCGAGGGCCCCGAGAUCCAGGUGUUCCCAGACACCCAGGAGAGCCCGGCGGCCGUGGAGGUGCGGACCCAGGUGGCCCGCGCCUCCGCCCUCGUCGCGUCUCCAGAGCGAGCACAGGUGGCCUUCAAGAAGAUGGUGCAGGGCGUCCUGCAGUUCGCCGUGUGUGACUCGGCCGCGGCCGGCCAGCUCAUCAAGGACGGCGUCACCCAGGUCAUCGUGAACGAGGAGGGCGCCGUGCACAUGGUGGCCGGGGAGGGCUCCCAGAUCCUCAUGCAGGAGCCCGGGGCCCACGGCCUGAGGGUGCCAGGCGAGCACAUGGACCUGGUGGAGUCUGACGGGGAGAUCUCGCAGAUCAUCGUCACAGAGGAGCUGGUGCAGGCCAUGGUGGGCGAGUCCGCCGGCGGCUUCCCCGGGGGUGCCACCCACUACAUCGUCACGGAGCUGCCCCCGGGGGCACAAGAGGACGCGGGCGUGUUCUCCCACACCGUGAUCGAGACGGCCGGCCCCCAGGAGCUCCUGCAGGCCGAGGCCGUGGCCCCGGGCGGGGCGGAACAGCUGACCAGCAUGGUCAUUUACACCCAGGACGGCUCCCCUGCAGCCACAGUGAUUCAGAGCCAAAGAGAAAGCAGCGAGCUCCACGAAGGCUGAGCGUGGGCGCUGUGCCCCUCACUCCACCCAGAGGUGCAGGAGAGGCCCAGUGAGAGCCACCAGUGCGCGGGGGCAGUGAGCCGGGCCGGGCCCGGGCAGCCUUCCCUGGCUGGAGCUCCGCUGGCCUGGCUUUUACACCCACAGUGUUUCCCCGUUCAGUCCCUGCAGGGCGGUGGCCCGCGGCGGUCAGCUACGGGACAGGCCUCCUGUGGCGUGGGGCUACUGCCCCGGCGGCCAGCGCGCUGCUGGCUUUAACGUUUCGUUGUCAAUUGGUUGAAAGUUGCAGCUGCGAGUAUUACCGUCUGGAAGCAGUCCACUCCAUUUUCUCUUUCUUUUGAAACUUUAGGAUAACAGUGUCCCAGACCAAAGGAAGCCUGUUAGUUCAUUUCACCUCUAAAUCUCCUCCCUUCAAACAUUGUCACCGUAUUCAUUGCUCUGGUUGCAUUCUGCAUAUAAGGAAUAAGAAGCCCACGGUUAAGAAAAGCCUCGAAGUUUACUUAAGAUAGACCUCGGUUAAGACAGCUGUUGCUUCUGACUUAGCUUCCUGCCAUGAAAUCUCUCUAUGAAAUGUGCACUCUGGAAAACACUGCUCAUAUCAAUAUUUUGCUUUUCAUGACAAACAUUUGUUCUUACUGCUGUCGCUCUGCAGGAUCUAUUUGUGAUUUGUGUCGGUCUGAACAGGCCGACCUUGAAGGUAAGCAGACAGACACCGUGCCCCUCCGCCCCCGCCCCUCCCCGCCCGGCGUCAUCCGUGGACUCACCGCGCUGUGGAGUACGAGUUCCUGUUCCAGUUUGUUUCUAGAUGCGACCGCUCUUACUUCUCCGGAACUGUAAGAUAACCCUCUCCCUCCAAUGCAAAAGUUGUUUUCAUUCUGUUUUCUUUAAAUAAAAUUGU
Molecule: messenger RNA, 7879 nt
Organism: Lepus europaeus (European hare)
Lineage: Eukaryota; Metazoa; Chordata; Mammalia; Lagomorpha; Leporidae
Gene: ZNF407
Product: zinc finger protein 407
Exons: 9
Coding region: 286-6984 (2232 amino acids)
Biological process (GO): regulation of gene expression
Cellular component (GO): nucleus
Molecular function (GO): nucleic acid binding; zinc ion binding
Source: RefSeq, a predicted model, not a curated record